Pseudocercospora fijiensis CIRAD86 is the source of this 315-nucleotide messenger RNA. RefSeq lists its product as uncharacterized. Gene Ontology annotation, biological process: transmembrane transport. The annotation marks the transcript as partial. Lineage: Eukaryota; Fungi; Ascomycota; Dothideomycetes; Mycosphaerellales; Mycosphaerellaceae. The transcript has a single exon. The record is from RefSeq and is a predicted model, not a curated record.
ACUUGCCUCGCCAACAGCUCCCUAACAGCAACCUAUUUCGCCGCAUCCCUAACCCCCGACAACAACACCUUAGCAUACGACCUCCAAGCCACAAACACCUACUCCGGCAGCAUCACAAUUUCCUAUAUCAUCGCCGUAAACUCCACAACAUACUACAAUCUCAUAGAAGAUCCUUGUUCUUCUGGAGAAGCGAGUUUCUGUCCGGCUUCUCCCGGCCAGAUUGCUUUGAAUUCGAAUCAGAAUGCCCCGGAUCGUGUGCUCAGCAGGAUUCCCGAGAGUGCGUAUACGACACCGGAUUUGGUGGCUUGGUUUAGG